Molecule: messenger RNA, 933 nt
Organism: Chrysochloris asiatica (Cape golden mole)
Lineage: Eukaryota; Metazoa; Chordata; Mammalia; Afrosoricida; Chrysochloridae
Product: 60S acidic ribosomal protein P0-like
Exons: 2
Coding region: 1-933 (310 amino acids)
Biological process (GO): ribosomal large subunit assembly; cytoplasmic translation; ribosome biogenesis
Cellular component (GO): cytosolic large ribosomal subunit
Molecular function (GO): structural constituent of ribosome; large ribosomal subunit rRNA binding
Source: RefSeq, a predicted model, not a curated record
AUGCCCAGGGAAGACAGGGCGACCUGGAAGUCCAACUACUUCCUUAAGAUCAUACAACUUUUGGAUGAUUAUCCAAAAUGCUUCAUUGUGGGAGCAGACAAUGUAGGCUCCAAGCAGAUGCAGCAGAUCCGCAUGUCCUUACGCAGGAAGGCCGUGAUGCUGAUGGGCAAGAACACCAUGAUGCGCAAGGCCACCCGGGGGCACCUGGAAAACAACCCCACUCUGGAGAAACUGUUGCCUCACAUCCGGGGCAAUGUGGGAUUUGUGUUCGCCAAGGAGGACCUCACUGAGAUCAUGGACAUGCUGCUGGCCAACAAGGUGCCAGCUGCCGCCCGUGCUGGGGCCAUCGCCCCAUGUGAGGUUACUGUGCCGGCCCAGAACACUGGUUUGGGUCCGGAGAAGACCUCCUUCUUCCAGGCUCUGGGCAUCACCACAAAGAUCUCCAGAGGCACCAUUGAAACCCUGAGUGAUGUGCAGCUGAUCAAGACUGGAGACAAAGUGGGAGCCAGCGAAGCCACCCUGCUGAACAUGCUGAACAUCUCCCCCUUCUCCUUUGGGCUGAUUAUCCAGCAGGUAUUUGACAAUAAUGGCAGCAUCUAUAACCCGGAAGUGCUUGAUAUCACUGAGGAAGCUCUGCAUACUCGCUUCCUGGAGGGUGUUCGCAACGUUGCCAGUGUGUUUCUCCAGAUUGGUUACCCAACUGUGGCCUCAGUACCUCAUUCCAUCAUCAAUGGGUACAAGCGGGUCCUGGCUUUGUCUGUGGAGACUGAGUACACCUUCCCACUGGCUGAAAAGGUCAAGGCCUUCUUGGCUGAUCCGUCUGCAUUUGUGGCUGCCGCCCCUGUGGCUGCUGCCUCCGCCCCCGCCAAGGUUGAAGCAAAGGAAGAGUCGGAGGAGUCAGACAAGGAUAUGGGAUUUGGUCUCUUUGACUAG